This is a messenger RNA of Marchantia polymorpha subsp. ruderalis, 651 nucleotides long. Lineage: Eukaryota; Viridiplantae; Streptophyta; Marchantiopsida; Marchantiales; Marchantiaceae. The record is from the annotation of a GenBank genome assembly.
AUGCUGGUAGUGUAUUCUCGUCAAUCAGUUCCGUCAGUGCGCACCGUCAGCCCGCCCCCCGCACCGUCGGCCUGCCUCGCUCCAUGUCGAUGGGAGGCACCGGGGCUUCCAUAUUUGCCACCGCGCUCUCUUUCUUCCUCUCUAUCGCUCGUUCUCGCUCGCUCGCUCUCUCUUUCUCGUCGUCGUCCGUCGUCGCUCCUCUGCUGUUAUCGUCGUUGCUCGUCGGGCCGAUCAUCCACCCUCGUCGUCAGGCGCCCGCCCGCUCGCCCGCCCGCCAGCUCCCGCUGCUGCGACGGGCAACAACAACAACGACGUCGACGACGACGACUAUCGUUGCUUGCGCCCGCGGUGCCUUCCCGCGCUACUUCUCGCACCAGUGAGCAAGUGAACGUCAGGCCGCCGCUCGCCGCUCUUGCGCCAUCGCCCGCUGGCUCGAGGCGAGGGGUCGAUCGGGAGAUCGAUCCGUCCCGCAGCGAACUCGAACCACCAACAGCAGCGAAAGCAACGAAGACUCGGGUCGGGGGUUGUCCCUCGCCUGCUCGCGCGGGAGGUUGGUCGUUCGUUGGGUCGAAGGUUGGUCGGGGCUUUGACAAUUGGUGCGAUUUGGAGCCGAGUUGGGGACGAGGAGGAGGAGGAGGAGGCUGGGGAUGA